UUCCAGACCACAACGAAAGAAGAGCGACGUCUAACAGAACCGGAGCACACGCAAAAAGCUGUGAGAGUUUCUGGGGGGAAGCAGUUUGGGGAGGUUUUACGCAUUGCGCAGGAUGCAGGCGCGCUACUCCGUCUCCAGUCCCAACUCUUUGGGAGUUGUACCGUACAUCAGCAGCGACCAGAGCUACUACCGGGCCGGCGGCGGAUACACCGGGAUGCCCGCGCCUAUGAGCAUGUACUCGCACGCGGCUCACGACCAGUACCCGGCCAGCAUGGCCCGGGCGUACGGACCGUACACCCCUCAGCACCAGCCGAAGGACAUGGUCAAGCCGCCGUACAGCUACAUCGCUCUCAUCACCAUGGCGAUCCAGAAUUCGCCGGAGAAAAAGAUCACCCUGAACGGGAUUUAUCAGUUUAUCAUGGAGAGGUUCCCCUUCUACCGGGACAACAAGCAGGGCUGGCAGAACAGCAUACGGCACAAUCUGUCCCUCAACGAGUGCUUUGUCAAAGUGCCCCGGGACGAUAAGAAGCCCGGCAAGGGCAGCUACUGGACCCUGGACCCGGACUCCUACAACAUGUUUGAGAACGGCAGCUUCCUGCGGCGCCGGAGGAGGUUCAAAAAGAAGGACGUGCAGAGGGAAAAGGAGGAGCGGGACCGGCAGGGCAAGGACCCCUCUUCCCGCACCCCUGGCCGGGAGCAGGACCCGCCGGUGCAGGGCUCUCAGCCGGUGCGGAUCCAGGAUAUAAAGACUGAGAACGGCACCUCCACGCCGCCGCAGGCCGCGUCCCCGACCCUGAGCGCCGUACCCAAGAUCGAGAGCCCCGACAGCAGCAGCAGCAUGUCAACGGGCAGCCCGCACAGCGUGCCCUCAACCCGGUCACUCAGCAUGGACGGACCCGAGCACCACCACCACGGCCAGGCCCCGGCGCAGGGCUUCAGCGUGGAUAACAUAAUGACCUCCCUGCGGGGAUCUCCGCAGGCCGAGCUCUCCCCGCCUCUCAUCGCCUCCUCUCGGACAGGUAUCACCCCUUCGCUGUCGCUCAACUAUUCCCCCAACCAGACAUCCGCCUACAACUCGACGACCUGCAACCAGAACGUCAUCUCCACAAACUCCAACGCCACCUACCACUGCAACAUGCAAGCCAUGAGCCUGUACGCAGGGGACAGAUCAACCGGCGGCCACCUGGCGCCGUCCACCACGGUCGAGGAGGCUCUGCCCGACUAUUGCAUCACCACGACCACCGCGUCCCCGCUCGGGCAUAGCAACCUGAGCCAGGCGGGCCAGGAGGGCCACCACGCGCACCAGGGCCGGCUCGCGUCCUGGUACGGGGACCUGAGCCACUUGAGCCAGGGUUACCCGGCGCAGCAGCAGAACUUCCACGCCGUGCGGGAGAUGUUUGAGUCCCAGCGGAUUGGGCUGAACGGCUCCCCGGUCAACGGGAAUAAUAGCUGUCAGAUGGCCUUCCCGUCCGGCCAGUCCAUCUACCGCACCUCAGGAGCUUUUGUUUAUGACUGCAGCAAGUUCUGAAAGCCGCAACGUGUCUUCUAA
Messenger RNA from Xiphias gladius (swordfish), 1549 nucleotides. RefSeq names its product forkhead box C1-A-like. NCBI's taxonomy places the organism in Eukaryota, Metazoa, Chordata, Actinopteri, Istiophoriformes, Xiphiidae. Gene Ontology annotation, molecular function: DNA-binding transcription factor activity, RNA polymerase II-specific; RNA polymerase II cis-regulatory region sequence-specific DNA binding. Gene Ontology annotation, biological process: cell differentiation; regulation of transcription by RNA polymerase II; anatomical structure morphogenesis. The record is from RefSeq and is a predicted model, not a curated record. The coding region runs from base 113 to 1528 and encodes 471 amino acids. The transcript has a single exon.